Molecule: messenger RNA, 585 nt
Organism: Rasamsonia emersonii CBS 393.64
Lineage: Eukaryota; Fungi; Ascomycota; Eurotiomycetes; Eurotiales; Trichocomaceae
Exons: 4
Coding region: 1-585 (194 amino acids)
Source: RefSeq, a predicted model, not a curated record
AUGUCCUUCCAUCUUACUUCCGAGGACAUCCAUCUCGAAUUUGCCGAUGACAGCACCUGGCUGGUCGCGCAGGUCAAGGAUGCUCAUGGUCGCUUCCAUCACAACCGUGUCAGACUAGACAAGCACAUUGGAAACAGCGAUGGCUGGUUUAUCUGGGGCGGAGAGAACUUCACUCGCAGCGCUCGUGACAUUCGACUGGAGCAUGGCCCCAGGGGACCGAAACUCACUGCUGAGCUGCCCAUGAUCAACGGGGGUUUCAGAGAGCGCCAGGGCAUCGACUUGGCCGAUAGGAUUGAGAACCGGGAUGGUCACCUUGUGUACCUGGAAUAUAGAACAUUCACCAGUGUUUUCAUUUCAUUCUCUUUCUACCUUCCCUUGCCCUACUUCUUGCCAUCUCUACACAGUAAUACCUUGAGGACUUUCUCCGCAGAGCUGAAUGACAAAGGACGCCCAAUCGAGCUGCGAUUACUGGUGGUUCCCCUAACUAUCCAGUGUUUGUGGCUAGAGCACGCAUUGCAAGUCUUAACGUCACAAACAUCCGGAUCCGUUGAAGGCAAGCAGGCCAUAGAUGUCACAUAUCUAUAG